UCUACUUUGAUGAUGAUGCAUCAGGUUGAAUAUUACUCGCUGCGCUGGAUGUGAAAAUGAGACGAGGAGAGUGUAGGGGGUCAGCCGAUCAUCACAGCUUUAAUGUGUAGUCAUUCGGACGACGGCGUCACUGUCACACACUCUCUCUCUCUCUAAAAAACAUGUGGAUGAAAACACCUCAACGGGUGAUCUAGGCUUCCUGGAGACACAACCACUGGCUGAACCGAAAAUGAAGCCCACAUGACCAGGAGCCUAUUUGCAUAAUAUUAGCGUGAUGGUGCUGGUUAAUGCAUUGGGGUUUUUAUCAUCAUCAUCAGUGGUGUGUGUGCGGUGACUGCAGUGCAUUCCUAUAGUGUGGCAUGAUUGGGCAUAAUUCAAGCAUCAAUCACCUGAAGGGACGAGAGAGAGUCGGAGAAGGGGAGAGAUUGUGCAAGCCUGAUGCUGCUCACGGUUCACUUGUAAACAAAAACCAACAACGUUCCUGUAGCUAGUCUAGGUGUAUUACACUACGGCAACAUCAUUGCACAUAAUUUAUAAACCAGUCUUCAGAGUUCAAGUCAUUUCAGCACGUUAGAGAUUUUUUCCCCGGCAUUUCUGCAGCACAUCUGUAUUGAGUGAGUGCUACCAUACAGUGAUUUUGGAAUCGGAGCAGUAUUUAGUCACGUGAACUGGCUUCGUCGAAUUUCUCAACUUGACGACAUCAUCCAACAUAAUUUAGCUGAUGUCAGACUUGAAGUGACUUGGAAACAGGGGGUAGAUAGAGCUCCUUCUCUUACUCACGUGCCCCCCUUGUAGAUUUCCCACGACUGCUCAGUUCGCUGAUCUCGGGGCUACCCAGCUUCUUUCAACGAGGACUUGUUCUCCUCCUACUUGCCGUAAAGCGGAGCUACCACUCUAUAAUCCUGAGGGAACAGAAGAAGAGUUGGUGUAGUGGGGUCGGGUCGGUCCAAGAAUGCAUCAUCGGACACAGCCGUGAGGAUCGCCAUGGCGGAGGUCGGGUGAGCGAAAUGGCCGUCACAACCAGGGAGGUAUUUCGGGAACAACAUAACGGACUACUCAGCACCUCUUCUACGACCCACGUUCUGGACUGCGAAUGCUGCAUCUCAGUUGAGGUUGAGGUUACACAGCAGAGAUUAGCCUGUGAGACUCUUGAGAAAGAUCUCCUAGAAGAAAGAAGAAAGUGCACUGAUUUGUCUGCAGAUUACCAGAAUGUUCUGAUCCAUAAUACAGCCCUCUCAAGGAAAAACACUGAACUUCAAAACAAACUUGCCCUUCUAGAACAUGUCAACAAAGAAUGCCAGAAACUUCGAAUAGAGGUCAACGAGCAACAUCAACUCUUUGAGAAUACUGCCCUCGAGCGGGAUAUUCUACACGAAAAAGUGGAGAAGCUUGAAGUAGACGUAUCGCUGAUGCAGGACGCAGAAGAAAAGCGUCGAGCUCUGGAACGAGAAUAUGACCAGGCUAUCAGAGAGCUUAGGGACAAGCAGGAAGAGAUCAGGAAGCUGCAACAGGAUCAGCAGGUGGCCAAACGAGACCAUCAUGACUCCGUGUCCCGCCUCGCCGCCAAAGUCAAAGAUCUGGAGCGCAAGUGCGACGAGCAGAGCAGCAACUUCAGCCGCCUCUCCAACGAACUCCUCGCCCUCCGCAACGAAGCGGGCAGCCAACUCUUCACGAUGACAGCAACGGGGUCUACCAACAACUCCAAGGGAAGACCCGACACGGGGGUCGGGGCUGCGUCCUCGCCCAGGAAAGGGGUGCUGAACGGGGGCGGGGAUAAGGAGGACUGGAGGAAGAUUGCCGAGGAGGCGGCUGUUACCCGAACAUUAGCGUCGACGGAAGCGCAGAGGUUGGGGAAUGAGCCAAAAGAUGACCCUUGUUCAGAAUAUGACAUCAUUUUAUCAGAGGAAGCCUCCUAUUGGCGGGCUGCUGCUCUUGCAAACCCUCUCUCUGACAACGACUUGUCACCCCUGCGUUCUGAAAUGGAACUGUCCUGGUGUCCAGAUGGAGGUAGUAGAGAUGAGACAGAUAUACCGAUAGCCACAGAUAGGAAAACAACACACCAUGUUCCGAUGGAUCUAGACAAACGGAAGACCAACUCAUCUAAAGGCGUAGAGAAUGGACAGCUUGAUACGAGCGAUGCAGAAGAUCUGAUGGAGGACUUGAGCGAUCGAAUCGACGCGGCCAUUUUGAACCGUUUAAAUCAGGCAUCUUCCAUCACCACCAUGGGCCCAAUCAGCAAGCUGGCUGUCUUUAUUGCGAGAUAUAACUACGACCCUUACAGGGAUUCCCCGAACGACAAUCCCGAUGCCGAGUUACCGCUGACUGCAGGGGACUACAUCUAUGUCUAUGGGGACCCGGACGAGGAGUCAGAAUGGGAUGGUUUCUAUGAAGGAGAGUUGAUGGAUGGACAGAGAGGCCUGGUACCCUGCAAUUUCAUCGAGAGAGUUGCAGAGGAAGAUCUGCCUGGUUUUAUGAACAGCAAUGCAAUGGAAAGCGAUGCUUCCAAACUGGACUCCCUCGGUUCUUCCGGCAAAUACUCAGUAGAGGGCGCACUUCCCACAUCACUUAAACCUUCCCAUGAUGCCUUGCUUCCUGACACGCCCGCUGCCAUUGGUGGGAGCGUUGCCGUGGGCGACGCUGGGGAGGCAGAGUCAAAUGUCGCUCAGAAAAAAGAUGACAUGAAUGACUUGGAAUUCAACAGCGAGGAAGAAGAUCUGAACCGAGGCAAUCUCAACCACUUUGCCGGUGAUCUCCAGAGUUUCAAUAGGACCAACGAGCACCACAGUGACCUGGAGGACAUCCCAGAGGUUGAUGAGGUCGAUAAUGGGAUCAAAGGUCAUAGUCAUGUCAUAGCCCCAGAGGACGGACUGACCUCCUUGAGUGAUAUUGCAUCGGACUAUGUGUUUGAUGUUCCCUGUCCUAAGAAGCUCACCUUAGAGAGACAGCUCAAGAACAGCAUCAUCAUCUCCUGGCUCUUACCGGACACCAUCGCGCCUCAAGAAGUCCACGAGUAUCGCGUCUACGUCAACGGGCAGUUCCGCACCGCAACCAAGUGGGACGCCAAGACCAGAGCUCUGGUGGAGAACAUCAGACCGUUGGAGACGUAUCGGAUCUCGGUGCGGACGGUUACGUCCAAAGGAAUGUCCGAGGAUGCAGCGUGUACCAUCAUGAUAGGGAAAGAUGCAUCAGCUGCUCCCAGCGAGUUGAAAGCGUCCAACGUGAGUCCGACAUGCGCUGACAUCAGCUGGUUACCAGGCAACAGUAAUCUAGCUCAUCAGGUGUCCGUCAAUGGAAAGGAAACACAGCUGCUCAAGCCUAGUCUAUAUCGAUAUGCAUUAACAGGUCUUUCGCCACUCUCAGUCUACAGAGUUAAUGUUAGAGCCAAGAGUAGGAAGACGUCCCAAGACAACUCAAAGGAGACACUAGCUGCAGAGAUAGAAUUCAAAACGCUGCCUGGAGAGCCAAAGCGCUCGAAAAAGAAAAAGAGAAGUCUACCCUGUCUCCCCGAUGCUCCGCUCGAUGUACAAGUCCUGCCCGGUCCGUCCACGGCCGUUUGUCUCGUAGAGUGGAUACCAGUCACAAUCACUACAUCGGGAUUAUCUAAUGGUGCUGUGGUUAUCGGUUACGCUGUGUAUGCUGAGGAUACCAAGGUCGCCGAGAUAUUUUCACCGACAGCUGAUCGUGUUUCUAUGAGUCUGAAUAAGAUAAAGCUGUUAUCAGCAAAAGACGUUGUCGUCCGUACCCUCUCUCCAAAUGGUUUUUCUAUCGAUUCCGUGCCAGCUAGAAUACCCCCUGCCUUACUAGAGGAGAGACGCGGAGAUGCAACACUCCGAGCAAUGGAGGCAAAGCAUUCACAACCAUCUAAUAUGUACCAUGGUGCUGAGGAAGAGGUAGACACUUCAUCACAUAGCUCCAGAUCUGAUGAACUGCAGCAUCAACAUGUUGCUGCUGACCAAGCAGCGACGACGGCAACAACCACACACAAACCACCUGCUGCAGCUAGCAGCGGGAAGGCUGCUGAGCAAAGCGAUGAGAAAGAAGAUACAACAAAGAAGGUUGAUGCAAGGUUAUCCAGAGAUGACUACACGUCAGAAAGUGAGCGAUCAGAAUUAUCGGACAUUGCUGAGGAGGCCGAGGAGGAACUGUCUGACUUCGCCGAUGGCAGCUUACCAGGAUUCAGCGAUAACAGCGAAACCAAGUCACUCAAGAGGAGCAGACGGAGGGAAGAUGAGCAGAAGAAGAAAGUACAAGAAACACUUAAGUUCAAUGCAAAACCAGAGAUGGAGUUAGACACGGAUCCGGAGUUAGAAUCACUCAACCGAUCCGAUAAGUGUCUACCAAUCCAGGUCAUUCGGCAACAGUGUGACUUUGAACGAGAGACUGAGCAAUCACCUCAUAAUCAAGUUGUAGAACCGAUUCCAAUCAAACAGAGCAGGAAAGAGGGUAAAACUGUACCACACAUUGAAAUCACGCAAGAUGAAGCUCGCAAAGCUGCCAAUGAAAAACGCUCUGAACCUUCUGGUCAAACGUCGCUCCAUCAACAGCAACCAGGGCAGGACCUGGUUGACAGGACCAAGUCACAUUCCAACGAUUCCAACGGACCAUCCCACCAACAGCGUAAAAACAGUCCCGGAGACGACCGCCAGGUCGCCCUCAAACUCGCAAACUAUAAAGACUAUGACGCAAAGUCUAAUAAUGAUAGACAACGAAAGCUGUCGAUGGAUUCCAGAACCGAGGAAACGGGAACAUAUGAAGAGGAGGAGGACUAUUCAGUGAGUGAAGGGCCGGAGGAACUAUUUGACGACAGUGUGAUUCGUUUUUUUGUAGCGUUAUAUGAUUACGACCCGACGGCGAUGUCUCCUAAUGAUGAUGCAGCUGAUGAAGAAUUGACAUUUAAGGAGGGAGACAUAAUCAAGGUAUUUGGUGAUAAAGAUGCAGAUGGUUUUUUCAUGGGUGAGCUUAACAACCAGCGAGGUUUCGUUCCAUACAAUAUGGUCGAGGAGGUAGAUGGUCCGGAACAAACACCGUUAAACCCACCAAAGAGACCGAGUACAGCAGGGACGUCAAUGCUUAGUGAUUCACCAGAUAGAGUUGGAUAUAGCAGCAGUUUGAACACAACAGCCAGCAGUCCAGUACAUCUGUUCAGCAGCCCCAUCACAAGUCUGAACGUAGGGCCCGAUGCAAGACGUCAGCGAAUGAGGGCGCUGUUCGACUACAACCCACAGGAGCUUUCGCCGAAUCCAGAUGCGGAGGCGGAGCUUUCCUUUCGUCAGGGUGAACUCAUCAUGGUCUAUGGGGAAAUGGACAAUGAUGGAUUCUAUGUGGGUGAACUCCAUGGCGAGAGGGGUCUGGUGCCAUCAAACUUCCUAGAAGUUGCAGUAGAAACGCCUCGACCCGAGUCGGUACCCAGUCCACAGCAGUAUAGUAGCCCCGCCCACCAGCCAUAUAGCCCCUCCCAUCAAUCUUUCAGCCAUUCCCCCGGGCGUGACAGUAGAGGAAGCCGGGGUAGUAGAGGGAGCUAUUCAUCGGUCCGAUCAGACGAUAGACAAACACAGCUCCAGACAAGACAUCAGGAAAACGGAGAGGCACUGGUGAAAGGUCGCGAUGUAAGGUCAAACUCAGAUGCAGCUGACCAAUCAGGGGACAGCAUGGGUACGCCAGAGCACAUAAAGAAGAAGAAGGGACUACUCUCUAAGGGGAAGGCGCUCUUUAAGAAACUUGGUGGAGACAGCAAGCAGAAACAUAAAUGAACAUUAAAGGACCCUUCUCGAGGGACCAUUGUUAAUUUGCUAUCAAAAAGUGUUGCUUUCUAACCAGUUUACUAAGUUACAAAUGACAUAAUAAUCCACACUAGCUCAGUUGGUAGACCACCAGUACGUUAAUCCACAGGUUUGAAUCCCAGUCUAGUAUUUUUUUUAUUUUUUUUUUUCAAACUAAAAUGUGUGUAAUUAUGACCAGGUAAAAAUCUGUCCUUUCACCUUGGGUUAUUAUGGUUUUAUGUAAAUUUAAACUUUCACCUUGAGUUUAAUAUGCAUUCCAAUCCAAUUGGGGCCAGGUCACAGUGCUAGUCACUUUCGAUGGUCUGUUUAGGCCCUUGCCUCUCGUCUGAACGCGUACGCAAAGCAGGUGCAAUUGUCAAAACAAC
This is a messenger RNA of Asterias rubens (European starfish), 6145 nucleotides long. Its product is annotated as RIMS-binding protein 2-like. The coding region runs from base 1008 to 5750 and encodes 1580 amino acids. Gene Ontology annotation, molecular function: protein binding. The transcript is spliced from 29 exons. The record is from RefSeq and is a predicted model, not a curated record. Lineage: Eukaryota; Metazoa; Echinodermata; Asteroidea; Forcipulatida; Asteriidae. Gene Ontology annotation, biological process: neuromuscular synaptic transmission.